Salmo salar (Atlantic salmon) is the source of this 4626-nucleotide messenger RNA. The record is from RefSeq and is a predicted model, not a curated record. NCBI's taxonomy places the organism in Eukaryota, Metazoa, Chordata, Actinopteri, Salmoniformes, Salmonidae.
AACACGGAAGUAGGACUGGAGGUGAACAGAGAUCUGUAUUUAAUGAUGAGAUGCUCAUGUCACUCAGUCCAGACAAUAGAAGUCGUUGUCCCAAAAGUAGGAAUGCAGGCGACAAGAUUAGGUCCGAAAUAAACCCAUUGAAACGCAUCGAUGUAAUUUUGGACAGAUUUAGGCGAGAGUGUAACCUCUCGCUUCGCCAUUCCUCUCUGAGGUGACUCUGUUUUGAUUUUGAACGUUAUUUUUGUGGAGUAAAGAAAGACUAAAUAGGCUACCCAACUCCCAGUCGUCUGAAAUAUGUCUAAACUACAGUCGUUUCGUGUGUUUUUAAAUGAGCGUUUAACGGCGGCUGCUGUGGAGAUUUUCGGGGAAGUUGAGAAAACGGUAGUGAAAUACCAGGAGGAGAAUGAUCGGCUACGGAGAUUGCUGGAGAUCACAUCAGAGGUUCAACUAUGUAGAACAGACUCCCUGCAGCUCUCUGUCUCUGAAGAGGAGGUUCCCCCUGAGCAGCAGCACUGUGAGCAGGAGUGGAGCCCCAGUCUGGGACAGGAGGACCCAGAGACCACACAGAUUAAAGAGGAACAGGAGGAAGUCAGGACCAGUCAGGAGGAAGAGCAGCUUCAACGUCUGCAGCCUGAUGUCAUAGAGUCCGUAUUCACUCCUUCCUGUGUGAAAAGUGAAUGUGAUCAGAUGGACCCACAUCAAGAAGCCAUACUAGCUGAACACCCAACUCUCAGUCCACUGAAAACGUCUAAACUACAGUCGUUUCGUGUGUUGUUAAAUGAAUGUUUAACAGCAUCUGCUGCUGUGGAGAUUCUUGGUGCGGUUGAGGAAACUGUAGCAGAGUACCAGGAAGAGAAUGAUCUGCUACGGAGACUGCUGGGGAGGACACCAGAGAUAAAACUACGUAGAAUAGACUCCCUGCAGCUCUCUGUCUCUGAAGAGGGGGUUCCCCCUGAGCAGCAGGAGUGGAGUCCCAGUCUGGGGCAGGAGGACCCAGAGCCCACACAGAUUAAAGAGGAACAGGAGGACGUCAGGACCAGUCAGCAGGAAGAGCAGCUUCAAGGGCUCGUUGAUACCAAAGACUCCAUAUUCACUCCUUCCUGUGUGAAAAGUGAAUGUGAUCAGAUGGACCCACAUCAAGAAGCCAUACUAGCUGAACACCCAACUCUCAGUCCACUGAAAACGUCUAAACUACAGUCGUUUCGUGUGUUGUUAAAUGAAUGUUUAACAGCAUCUGCUGCUGUGGAGAUUCUUGGUGCGGUUGAGGAAACUGUAGCAGAGUACCAGGAAGAGAAUGAUCUGCUAUGGAGACUGCUGGGGAGGACACCAGAGAUAAAACUACGUAGAAUAGACUCCCUGCAGCUCUCUGUCUCUGAAGAGGAGGUUCCCCCUGAGCAGCAGCACUGUGAGCAGGAGUGGAGCCCCAGUCUGGGACAGGAGGACCCAGAGACCAUACAGAUUAAAGAGGAACAGGAGGAAGUCAGGACCAGUCAGCAGGAAGAGCAGCUUCAAGGGCUCUUUGUUACCAAAGACUCCAUAUUCACUCUUUCCUGUGUGAAAAGUGAAUGUGAUCAGGAGGACCCACUUCAGUCCUUGACUCUUCCCCAAACCCAGACUGUGGAGAACAGACAGAAUGGCUCUAAACCAGUGAAUCUCACACCUUUUGUCACUGUGACCCACAUUAAGGGUCUCAACAUUCCCUGUGACCCUCCAGAUAAUCAAAACAAUGCCUCCAGCCACAGCUCAGCUGUAAGCAGUGACACAGUAGGACUUAAUAGCAGCCCACCAUUGGAUCCCAGUCCACUAUUGGAGAAACACUGUUCCAAACCCAGCACCACAUCUAGAAGAACUCACCACUGCCAUGACUGUGGUGAAACAUUUGCUCUGAAAGAUGACCUGCAAAGGCAUAUGACUCUCACCAAGAAGAGACCCAGUGAAUGCUGCUUCUGCAGUAAACACUACAACUCCACCUGUAAACUGAAGGCCCAUGUCCGACUCUGUCACGGUGGGAAACCCUAUAUCUGCCCUGUUUGUGGCAAGACCUUCAAAUACAAAGGAGGUCUCCCCAGGCACAUGAGGAUUCACAAAGGAGAGAAACCUUUUAUCUGUGGUGACUGUGGGAAAAGCUUCAAUCAGAAGGGGAACCUAACUGAACAUGUAUUGAUUCACACAGGAGAGAAACCAUUUAGCUGUGGUGACUGUGGGAAAAGCUUUGGGCUCAAGCGGUACCUAACCAUGCAUAAACUGACUCACACAGGAGAGAAACCAUUUAGCUGUGGAGACUGCGGGAAAAGCUUUAAUCGCAAGGCGGUCUUAACUAUGCAUAUACGGACUCACACAGGAGAGAAACCAUUUAUCUGUGGCGACUGUGGGAAAAGCUUCCGCCAUAAGGGGUGCCUUAAGAUACAUGUACUGACUCACACAGCAGAGAAACGAUUUAGCUGUGGUGACUGUGGGAAAAGCUUCAAUAAGAGGGGGAACCUAAAAGUGCAUAUACGUACUCACACUGGAGAGAAAUCUUUUAGCUGUGGAGACUGUGGGAAAAGCUUCAAUACGAGGGGGAACUUAACCAGGCAUAUACGGACUCACACCAGAGAUAAUUCCUUUCGCUGUGGUGACUGUGGGGAAAGCUUCAAUGAGAAGGGGCACCUAAAUGAACAUAUACGAACUCACACAGGAGAGAAACGAUUUAUCUGUGGUAACUGUGGGAAAAGCUUUAAGCAUAAGGGAUGCCUUAAAAUACAUAUAUUGUCUCACACAGGAGAGAAACCAUAUAGGUGUGGUGACUGUGGCGAAAGCUUCAAUGAGAAGGGGCACCUAAAUGAACAUAUACAGACUCACACAGGAGAGAACCCUUAUAGCUGUGGUGACUGUGGGGAAAGCUUCAAUCAGAAGGUGGACCUAAAGAGGAAUAUACGGAUUCACACAGGAGAGAAAUCACAUGGCUGCUCAGUCUGUGGUAAAAGGUUCACUCAGAAGUCUCAUCUGCUGAGGCAUGUGGAUAAAAUCCACAAAGGAAGAAUACAGGACAGAAACUGAAAGAGGAAAGAGCAUUAGGACAAAGAGAUUGUUUGUCAGGUAAGUGAAUAAAAAGGCAGGAUGUGGACAAAUCUUUUAGGAAGUAAAAGGCCCUCAUCAAAUAUGCAGACGACAUGGCUCUGGUUGCUUGCCUGGAGGUCAAGUCCAUCUCCAGCUACUCCCAGUUCAUUGACUGCCUCUUGACGUGGUUUGACAAUAGCUUCCUUGACCUUAACGUCACCAAGACUAAAAAACUGUGCCUUGGAGGAAAUACAUUUGGGGAAAUGGAAGCCCUUCUCUCAAGCUUGUCACUAUGGAAGGACGUGGAGCAAGUCACACAUUUGAAAUACUUGGGGACAAUUUUAGACCACAAACAUAGCUUCCGGUAAAACACUGACCUCAUCUACAAAAAGGCAAGGUAAUUUCUUUACCUACGUAAGAAACUAUGACGUUUUAAUGCAAGCAAACUCACACUGAUCGUGGUAUACAAAUCCCUGAUUGAGUGUUCUCAAUUACAAUUCUGGUACCUCUCAGUGAUGCUUAAUUUUUUGUUUCAUUCUGACAUUUCAGUCUGACAUGUAACUGUUUUAAUGUGUUUCAUUCUGAUAUGUCACUCUGACAAAUACAUGUUUCAUUCUGACAUUUCAGUCUGACAUGUAACUGUUUAAUGUGUUUCAUUCUGAUAUGUCACUCUGACAAAUACAUGUUUCAUUCUGACAUUUCAUUCAGACAUGUAAAUGUUUUAAUGUGUUUCCUUGUGACAUUUCAUUCUGACGUGUAAAUGUUUAAUGUGUUUCCUUCUGACAUUUCAUUCUGACGUGUAAAUGUUUAAUGUGUUUCAUUCUGACAUGUAAAUGUUUAUUUAAUGUGUUUCAUUCUGACAUGUAAAUGUGUCAUGUGUUUCAUUCUGACACAAAUGUUUGUUUCAUUCUGACAUUUCAUUCUGACAUGUAAAUGUUUGUGUUUCCUUCUGACAUUUUAUUCUGACAAAUGUUUAAUUUGUUUCAUUCUGACAUGUAAAUAUUGAAUGUGUUUCAUUCUGACAUGUAAAUGUUUGUUUCCUUCUGACAUUUCAUUCUGACAUGUAAAUGUUUAAUUUGUUUCCUUCUGACAUCUCAUUCUGACAUGUAAAUAUUUAAUUUGUUUCAUUCUGACAUGUAAAUAUUUAAUGUGUUUCAUUCUGACAUGUAAAUGUUUAAUGUGUUUGAUGUGUAUGUUUUAUCCCUGUUUUUUUUAUCCUUUUAUUGUAACUCUGACCGUCAAUAUCACAUUUUUUGCAGUGCUAUAUGUGAGUACCUAGCCUGUAAAACUGUCGGUCUGUCGUUCUCUUUUGUUUGUUUUUUCGUGUUCACGUGUAUUGAAUAAAUGAUCAUGAUGAACACGCAACCCGCUGCGCCUUGGUCUUCUCUCCAGUACGACAACUGUGACAGAACUACCCACCAUACCAGGACCAAGCAGCGGAGGAUAUCUAGCGAGGACCGGGGAACACGGCUGAUAAGGGAACCCAAGAGGCAGCCCCAAUCAUUUUUUUGGGGGGGCACAAGGGCAGUUUGGCGGGGCGAGGAUGGAGCCCCAGGCCAGCUCCCCGUACCCUCUGGAGUCGCCAGA